Aureobasidium vineae is the source of this 1458-nucleotide messenger RNA. The record is from the annotation of a GenBank genome assembly. Lineage: Eukaryota; Fungi; Ascomycota; Dothideomycetes; Dothideales; Saccotheciaceae.
GUCAUGAGUCGUUACGCUGUAUUCACAAUUCCUCCGAAGCGAUCAGGGCACCAAGUGAUCGCAGGUCCGGUACUCGGUUCCAGUCCCUCCAAAUCACAGUCAUCGGGGUCGACUUCAGACGUCGAUUCGGCAAUUGGCGAACCACGUCGACCGGGCACACGACAAUCGAAACCGAGAUCAAGGAAUGGAUGCUGGACAUGUCGCCAGAGAAAGGUCAAAUGUGACGAGGUUCGACCGGUAUGCGCGUCAUGUAGCCGGUUAGGGAAAGAUUGCGAAUGGGGCCAGAGAUGGAAAUUCGACGACUUGAGCGUACGCACACGACGGAGACAUAAGCACGUAUCGGUUGCCGGAAGUCCAUCGUGGGACGAGAAGAACCAAGCACGCCUGAUGGCUCGUCAACUAUAUACUAGACAUCAGCCCACACUACCGCCAUUCACCGAACUCAGCAACGAAGACGAAAGAGAAAGAAAGGCCUUGACACAACCUCCCGGGACCUUCAACGUCAUCCUCACACCAGAGAGCUUUGGUCGACUACCAGAAUAUGGCGGACUGAUCAGACGAUAUCGAAGCGGAAGCGGAUCUUCAAGGUAUGGCUUCUUGGAAGACCCCAACCUGAUUGUUCUUUCCGAAUUUGAGGACACACCCUAUUUCAUGGCCCUUCCCGAACGCAAGUCUUCGUUCGCAAGUUACACGACUCAAGCUUCUUAUACCCCAUCAGUCCAACGGGACCUUACGAAUAAUGGAACGGCAGACGUUGAUGAAGUCAUGGCACAUUACAAAGAGUUCAUAUCCAAGAGGAUGAUGCCCCUUGGAUCGAGAUUCCGACUGAUCGAACAUGGCCAAGAGGAUCUUAUUGUUUCAGAAUCACGAUCUUUCCCACCUCAAGCCAUUUCCGCAUGCAUAUCAAGCACAGACAUGUCACAAGGCUCUUUCAUAUAUCUUCACUUUAUCCUUCUUCUUUACGACAUCUGUUGCGCGACUCAGAACUGCUCACCGGAUGGGGUCAUGUGGUCACAGCAUUUCCAACAACUCGCUCGCCUAGCAUACUCCCGAGACAACUCCGAAGUCACAGAGUUACAAGCAUAUAUCCUUUGGUAUACCCUCUUCUUGGAUGCACAGUCGUGCCUGACUGGAAAUUCAGAGUCUGGGGCUUUCGUCCGAACAUAUUUGAUGCACGGCGCAAGUCUACCGACCUGGCGCAAACCGGAAAGCUCAACACAGCAACCUAAUCUAGAGAUAGCAGGUCUAUCUGCUGUGUCUGGUCUCAGUAAACUUAUGUGCACGCGGUUUGCCGAACUGAGCCAGCUGGCAUUGCGAAUGCGGGAAGAUGUUGAAGCCGGUCGUGGCAGUAUCGCUGAACAUCAAGACGCUGUGGCAACAUUCAGAAAUGAGCUGUGCUUGUCUUGGAAUUCCAGAAGCUGGGACAAGACUGCCGACCCUUGCUCGAACAGUGUUUGA